GAAAGUGUUCUACAGUAGAUUUGGGGGAUUUUGGCCAACACCUCUUACUCUCUACUAUAUAUAUCUGCCUGAUCCUACACAUUCUUCUCACUAAGCUAUACACAGAUAUACACACACACAUAUAUAUAUAGAGUCUCUCCAGCUUAUCAGAUUUUCAGCUCUUAAAACUAAAAAUGGUGGUUUCCAGCAAGGACGGGCAUUACGAUUGGGCUAAAGAAUUGAAGGAAUUUGAUGAGACAAAAGCUGGUGUAAAGGGUCUGGUGGACGCCGGGGUCACUAAGCUCCCAAGACUCUUCGAGCACCCGCCGGAGACUUUGCAGAGCCGCCCAAAGCUCGACGCUGUGCACCUGGAUCUGCCCACGAUUGACUUACAGGGCCUGGGCCCACGGCGGAGUGAAGUGGUGGAGCAAAUGCGUAAGGCUGCCCAAGAAUGGGGGUUUUUCAGGAUAGUGAACCAUGGGGUUACGCUGGAGACAAUGGACGCCAUGUUGGCUGCCGUGAAGCGGUUCCACGAGCAGCCAACGGAAGAGAAGAUGCCUUGGUAUUCAUCUGAUGUCAGGAAACAAGUGAAGCUCAACAGCAACUUACCUUCACGUGAAAAUGAUCCGGCCAGUUGGAGGGAUAUCUUGAGUUGCGUUUUCAGCGAUGAUCAGCUUCACCCCGAAGAUUUACCUUUAGCCUGCAGGAAUGAGGUGUUGGAAUAUGUGAAAUCCAUGAUUGAACUACGCGAAAUCAUGGCUGAGUUGCUAUCAGAGGCUCUGGGGCUUCCCAGCGAUUACCUGUCGAGCAUAGAGUGCAUGAAAAGUGAGGCACUUGCAUGUUUGUAUUAUCCAAAAUGCCCUGAGCCUGAGAAAACCUUAGGCACACCAAAGCAUUCAGACACAACUUUCCUCACCUUACUCAUGCAAGACAGCACCGGCGGUCUCCAAAUCCUGCACGACGAUCACUGGGUCGACGUCCCUCCAGUCCGUGGAGCUCUUAUUGCCAAUAUUGGUGAUCUUAUGCAGAUUAUUAGCAAUGACAAGUUCAUAAGCGUGGAGCACAGAGUGGUAGCUCAGCCUGUUGGGCCAAGGAUUUCAGUAGCGUGCUUCUUCACUCCAAGUGUGAGGGCUGCAGCGAAGCCAUUUGCUCCCAUAAAAGAGCUUCUGUCGUCUGAUGAAAAUCCAGUCAUAUACAGGGAAUUCAUGUUCAGGGAAUACUGCCAGUAUUAUAAGACAAAAGGCGAGAAAGUUGAGUCGGCUCUGCUUCAUUACAAGAUCCGAUGAACUGUUCACCAAUCUUGUUAGAAUUUGCUUCACAUCUUUUGAUAUGUCCCUGCGUUAAUUACGAGAUGUAAUAAGAAUAUUUUGUAGAUUAUUCCUGUCAUUUUAGUCCCAGAAACUUU
Molecule: messenger RNA, 1384 nt
Organism: Sesamum indicum (sesame)
Lineage: Eukaryota; Viridiplantae; Streptophyta; Magnoliopsida; Lamiales; Pedaliaceae
Product: 1-aminocyclopropane-1-carboxylate oxidase homolog 1
Source: RefSeq, a predicted model, not a curated record